Molecule: messenger RNA, 762 nt
Organism: Carassius auratus (goldfish)
Lineage: Eukaryota; Metazoa; Chordata; Actinopteri; Cypriniformes; Cyprinidae
Product: ras-related protein Rab-6A-like
Exons: 4
Coding region: 142-447 (101 amino acids)
Molecular function (GO): GTPase activity; GTP binding
Source: RefSeq, a predicted model, not a curated record
GGCCUCUAGGAGGCGCUGUCACUCAGGAAUCAGCAGCUGUCCUCGGCGCUCCGUCACAGGACUGUACUGUGUGCGUGUCAUUCGUCCGCGCACAGCAAAUAAGAAUAUUUAUAUAGUUUUUGUUUAUUGUACUCGAUAAAUAUGUCUACUACGACCGGUGGCGGAGAGUUUGGCAACCCUCUGCGGAAAUUUAAGCUGGUUUUCUUGGGCGAGCAAAGCGUCGGCAAAACUUCACUUAUCACGAGGUUUAUGUAUGACAGCUUCGAUAAUACCUAUCAGGCAACUAUUGGGAUAGACUUUCUGUCAAAAACCAUGUACUUGGAAGACCGCACGAUUCGGCUACAGCUGUGGGACACAGCUGGGCAGGAGCGCUUCCGUAGCCUCAUUCCCAGUUACAUCAGAGACUCAGCAGCCGCAGUGGUGGUCUAUGAUAUAGCAAGUAGGUAGCUAGUGCUCCUGCUUCACCGCAUGGUGAGGUCAAGUUGGGUAAUGCUUGAGUAAAUGGCACUCAUGUAGCCAUCAUGUAAAAGGUGUGCUACAAGCCCUUUGGAAGGUCUGUAUGUGGUGGUCAGUGUUGAUGUAUGGGAAUCAUUGGAUGGGAAACACUGCUCAUGUAGGUCCAAAACCUGUAUGACUUACUUUCUUCUGUAGAACCCAAAAAGACAGAACUGCAUUUGUCUAUAUAUAAACAAAGUCAGUAGGAUCCAAAACAAUGAUGAACCCCAUUGACUUCCAAAGAUUGUUAUUCUUCUUCCAGUUUAA